AUGGCCUCGUCGCCACUUGACGCCGCGUACGAGACCCUUGCCACGUCGGCGCUCGGCUCACUCGGCCACGCGCGCGCGCCCGACCAUACCUACGUCCCUGUCGCCACCCGGCUCGCCUUCCAUUCGCUGGGCACCGUUCCGGGCGCGCACUUUAUCACUCUCGAUCUGGUGGCCUCGUCGUCAAACGCCACGGCCAACUUCAACCCGCUCAGCCUCCGGCUUCGUGCCGAGCACGCCUCGUCGGCGCUUUCUCCCCUCGCCCCGGCGCCGUCGCCGCUUGACAUCACCUCGCGCCCGGUCGCUCCCGUGAGCGUGUUCUGGACUCUGCCGUCGAGCUGGUCCUCAGAUGAUCCCAUCACCUCACCUUCGCUUGUUUCUCUGGCUCACCAGGCCGAUGUUGUUGCCUCACCGACUUGGCACGUCGACAACCCGCUCGCCCUCGUUGUGGAAGGCUCCGGCGCACGUAUGGUCCAUGGCCCAGGCACGCCGUCGUUCCAUCCGUAUCUCGCCGGUGAGGCCGUUAUUGGCACCUCACUGCCCAAGCUCUUCAUUAAUGCCACCGGCGGCACUGUGACCCUCGCCACCACCGCUGGCCUCGCCUUUUCUAUUGGCGAUGGUGUCGGCGACUACGAGCUCGAGGCUACUGGCAAGCCCGCUUCCAUCAACGCCGCCCUCAACAACUUUUACUACAACCCGACUCGCCCGGCAUGGAUCCGACAAACCGCCGGCGCCGUCGCCGCCGGUGCACCUCAGGUCGUCUUUGACGCCACUGCGCCGUUCUACUCGGCCUGGGGCGACGGCAUCUUCCGUGGCACUCUCCGCCUCAACGCCACUGCUGGUGACGCUGGCUCGCUCGACGCACCCCUCUACGCUGCCCCGCACCACGACCUCUCGCUGGCGCUGUGGGUGGCGACACCAGCUGCUGCCGGGCCGCACACCACCACCACUCCGGUCAUCAUUGCCCGCGGCCCGCUGCCAGCCGUCGUCUCUGCGCCAGCGUUUGCGCUCACCCUUGACACCGUCGCAGGCACCGCAGUCUUCACCGUCUCGGAUGGGGCUUCAUCAUCGCCGAUCUCUGCUUCGGUCUUGGUGGAUGUCUCGAGCCAACUUGCGUCCGGCACUUGGUUCCAUCUUGUCGCCAUGUAUGACGCCUCCUUCUCUGAACUCGUGCUCUACCUCGAUGGCGUGCGCGCGCCGACUCCGCUUGGCAGUGUGACCCUGCCUGCCACCUUUGCGGCCAACGUUGUGGCUGCCGGCGGGUUCGGCCCCGGACCCACCACACUGGGUGGCUCGUUCUCGGGCUGGCUCGGCGACGUCCGCGCCUACUCGGUCCCGCUCACGCCGCAGCAAGUCUCGCUGCUUGUCGCCUUUGAGGCCGGUUUUGUUCGAUCCGGAUGCACCCACCUGGUGGUCGCGCCUGCCCCGCCGCCGUCGCCGCCGCCGUCGCCGCCUCCGCCGUUUGCUCCGCCGUCCCCGCCGGCCUUUGCUGGCCACUCGCCGGCAGGCAGGCUCAUCCUCAAUCCGCCCGCUACUGCCGACGACGUUGUUGAAGUUAUCUCUACCGCCAGCCUCCGAUCUUCGACCGAGACAACUCUCACUGUCGACCCCGACGCUAUGGCUGCCGUCCGCUUCGCCGUCCCCAUCCCGCAUGGGGCACGCAUCGCCGCCGCCCACUUGAUCCUCCGUCCGAACACGGUCGUACCGCAGACCUCGAUCACCAACAUCACUAUCUCGGCCGAAAGCAUCCGAGACGCCCCGCAGCUCACGAGUGCGUCCAUGCUCUUUACGCGGACCUUUUCGCCGACCUCGGUGUUGUGGGACGUCGGCCACUUUCUGCCACAGCAUCGGCACUUUGCCGUCCCGUCCGUCGGCCGUUCCCCCGACCUCGCUGCCAUCCUGCAGGAGCGCGUUGAUGACCCACUGUGGACCAAGGACUCGCACGUCAUGUUCCGGCUCGUAGCCGGUGGCGCUGUCGGCGCCAGCCGCACUUUUUACGGCACCACCACCUCGACGGCCAACAGACACAUCUAUGCGCCGCGCCUUGAGAUCGAGUUCCACUGCCAUGUUGCAGGCUGCGGACCGACCCUUGUCCCGCCGCCCUCGUCCGCCACUGCCCCCAUUGGCACCACUCUGACACUGCCCGCCUUUCUGAUCUCCGACCCGGACGUGCUCUCGGCCUUUAUCGCCCUCCCAGCCAAGUCCGCUGACGAUGCGUACGAAGAGACAACCGGCGGUGCGUACCCCGGCGACGUCGUCGAUACCGGCACCACGCUGCACUUUGGCUACAAGUCUGGCCUCAUCUUUUCCCGGCUCGUCUUCCCGGCUGCUGGCCUGCCGCAUGGUGCUCCUGUCCACUCGGCUGCAAUCUACGUCGCGGCGGCCACGUCCCGAUACGGCACCACGACCGGACUGGUCUACGGCGACGCAUCGCAGCCGGGGCCGGCUGCGAUCGCGGCCGACUUUGACAUUUCUAGCCGCCCGCGGACCGCUGCCUCGGUCCCGUUCGGCCCUGCCUCCAUGCCAUCCACUCAAGUCAUGUACCCGCUCACCUCGAACAUCGGCCCCAUCCUCUCCGAGUACACUGCCAAGCCGACAUGGGACGAGUCUGCCGAUGUCCAUGUAAUUGUCGAGGGCACUGGCGGCACCGACUACCGCGUCACAUACGCCAUGGACCACGCCUACGGCGAACCCAUGUACAUGCUCGAGGGUGCGUUCGAGGUCACAGGCCCGUGGUCGUUUACAGUCUCGGUCAGCCAUGGCAACGUAGGCCUCACUCCGCUCCCGGCCGGCCUGGUCGUCACCUCUGGCUCGGCCGCGGGUGACGUUCACAUCGAGGGCUCCGCUCCAUUCCAUGUCUUGGAGUCGCUUCUUGAAGGCGGAGGCAUCACCUACACGCCCCCAGCCUACACCGUUGUUGACGUGGUGUGCAUCAACGUCACGGAACCUCUUCUCGACGACGUUUUUUACCUCGACGCGCGGUUUACCUUUGACCCGGCUGGUCCUGGCGCAGGCCUUGACUCGAUCCGCACCCAGCCGGUGACUGCCAGCCUUGCAGGCUCGUCAGCGCUGGCCACCUCGGCUGUUGCGCUGCCAGACGCACGCCACUACACGGCUGCGCUUGGCGCGAGCGGAUCGGUUCUGCUUCCUGCGUCGACUGCACCGUGGCUCGCACCCAACGGCUCGGACUGGUCGCUGGCGUUUUGGGCGCUUCUGCCAGCUGGAGCCCCGCCGCUGCCGUCGGCCCUGGUCUCGUUUGGUCUCGGGCCUGGUGAGCCCGGUAUGGAGCUUGUCUCUGUGGCUCCCGACUGGUUGACCUGGGUAGUGCGCGACGACCAGACUGUCGACCCAGCCCCGCCGCUGGUCAACGUCACCCUGGCGUGGCCGCCGUCGCCAUCGCCGACCUGGCACCACUUUGGUAUCUCGCUCUCGCGCAGAUUCGCCGAGUUUGCACUUUACAUUGACGGUGUUGCUGCUGGAAGUUACGCAUGGGACGACAAUCUGGACCCUGUGGGCACCCAGCCGGUGACUGCCAGCCUUGCAGGCUCGGCAGCGCUGGCCACCUCGGCUGUUGCGCUGAUGUGCGGAUCUACACUGAUGCGCUCGGCGCUUUCGGCGUGUGUCGACGUUGUGGUCACCCCGCCGCCGCCGCCGCCGCCAUCGCCGCCGCCGCCAUCGCCACCGCCGCCAUCACCGCCUCCUCCAUCGCCGCCGUCGCCUCCUCCUCCCUCGCCACCGCCGCCAUCGCCGCCGCCGCUUCCGCCGCCAUCGCCGCCCGCGCCACCCGCGCCACCCGUACCGUCUGCCUGUGAGUCGAACGUGCGCGAUUGUGCCGGUCACUGCAACGGCUUUGCCGUCGUCGACGAUUGUGGCGUGUGCUCAGGCGGGCAGACCGGGCUCGUCCCUAACGCCGACAAGGACCACUGCGGUGUGUGCUUUGGUGGCAACGCCGACAAGGACGACUGUGGUGUUUGCCGCGGCGGUAAUGCAGGCAAGGACGUCUGCGGUGUGUGCUGGGGCGAUGGCUCGUCCUGUGCUGGCUGUGACGGUGCGCCGUUUUCGGGCCAGGUCUUUGACGUGUGCGGCGUGUGCGGCGGCGAUGGGACCAGCUGCCUCGGCUGCAACGGCCUUCCCAUGUCUGCAGGUGGCCGGACCAUCGACACGUGUGGCGUGUGCGGUGGGCCACACAUUGCGCCCGGAUCUUGCGCUACAACAUGUGCUGCUGGUGCCUACCAUGACUGUGCAGGAGUGUGCGGUGGCAGCGCUCUCGUCGAUCUGUGUGGUGUCUGCUGGAGUGCCACAGACUACGUGGCCAACGCCAACAUGCACAUGGACGACUGUGGCGUGUGCUUUGGCAACAACACUGCGAAGGACGACUGCGGUGUGUGCGGUGGGACCAACGCCGACAAGGAUAGUUGCGGCGUGUGCGGCGGCAACAAUGCCGCUCGCGAUGCGUGCGGCAUCUGCUACGGCUUCAACUACUCGGUCGAUGCCUGUGGUCUAUGCUUUGGUGAGUCGCGAACGUGUCUCGGCUGCGACGGAGUGCCCAACUCGGGCAAGGUCUUUGACCCAUGCGGCGCUUGUGGUGGUGCAUGCCUGGCAGCGACCAGCACGUCUCCGGUCCGCACCAAGUCGAGCACCGGGUUGACGGUCGGCGUCAUUGCCGCGUCGGCGACCGCGCUCUGCCUCUUUCUUGUUGUUGCUGCCCUCGUCGGCAUUAUGCUGCGGAUGCGGUCGUCGCAGCCGAUUGCCGAAGAACGGAUGCGGCGCGCUGAAGUCAAGGAGAUCAUCGAUGAGAACCGGUUUACCGAGACCGCGAACGGACGGGCACCGACCGGAAACGUCACCUUUAUUUUCACCCGCAUUGCCGAGAACACCGCCCUGUGGGAGCUCUAUCCUGAAGUCAUGGAGCUGCUACUGGUGGCCCACUCGGACAUUGUGCGUGGCAUCCUCACCGAGUUUCCGGCUGGCUACGAGGUCAAGCUCGAAGCCGACGCCUUUAUGCUCGCCUUUGCCGAUCCACUUUCAGCCCUCGAGUUUGCCUGCCGCACCUCGGUCGAGUUGCGGACGUACCAGUGGAAGGAACACGUCGAGGCAAAGGGUGUAGUCUGGCCGCGAACGUCGUCGCUCAACGAGAAGACCGAGUUCCUCAACCUGCAUGUCUCGAUGGGUGUCCAUGGUGGCAACGUGCUAUCGACCGUCGACGAGCGGACCCAGCGCAUGGACUACUAUGGCACGGUUGUCAACCGCGCUGCUCGCAUCUCGGCCUACGACACCAGCAACGGCGCCAUCACCAUCUCCGAGUACUCGCUCAACAUGGCCCGCGCCAUCGACGCCGCACGCACCGAGGCUGUGGCUCGGUUCCGCUGCGAGGGUGAGAAGGCUUUCAAGGGCAUCGAGGAUGCCAUCAUGAUCUACGCCGUCAUUCCGCACAACGCGCCAGGAUCGACAGAGAUGUCAGUUUCGCCGCGCGACAUCGCUGUUGCACCUUCCGAUGCCGACCACGGCGACGACCCAGACGACGCCAUCGAAGCCGCGACGUCAGCCCGCGGCCCGCGGCCGACGUCAAAGUCGUCCAAAUCCGACGACGUUGUCGGUAUUGUCCACGCCCAGCGGGCAGCGUCGCGGGCAUCGCUCUCGCGAGCGUCGGCAGCCCGCAUGCAAAAGGUGCGAUCCGGAGUUGGCUCGCGGUCGGGGCGGGCGGCGCGGGUCCUGCGGUCUCGGGCUGCCGCCUCACGGGCGCGGCCCGUCCGUAAGCUCUCGGCCCACUCGCUCGACAACGAGCAGCGCAACGGCGUGUCCGAUGAUGACGAGAUCGAAGGGCAGCGUGCGGCCACCGCGCGGCCCGGCACCUCGGUCCUUGUCUCGUCAGCCUCCCUCACCGACAUCGAACCCGUUCGCCCGCGUGCACUCUCGCGCGUCGGUUCGCGGCGCCUGGCGGCCUCGCCGUCGCAACGGUCGCGCACCGGCUCGCGCACCCGCCCAACGGUCGGCUCACGGGUUGGCUCAGUCAGGCGCAAUCGGCCCGCGUCCAAGUCGGUCGAGCGGACUAGUUCCAAGGGCAGUCCGCGAAGCCGCCCAGAUUCGCGCUCGCUUGGCGCCACAGACUCACAGUCACGCUCCAGGUCGCGAUCAAAGUCGCGCUCCCGCACCGACGCCCGGUCGGCGCUCCUUGCUCGGCUUACCUCGCCGCCGUCUUCGGCGAGGCGCAGCUCUGACGAUCGACUCAACAGGUCGGGCGGUACGCUGGCUCUUCCCGAGGAGCGCAUGGUGCGUGCGGGCUCGAUCGAUACCUUGGCCUCGCCCAUGGCCUCUCGCUUCACGCCCAUCUUGGACCGCUCGGCCUCAACACAGGCCUUGUCGUAGCAGACUUACUCACCAAGGAGAGUGAAUGCUGAUGAUCAAGGGGGACACCUUUUAGGGGCUGGGCAACUAAUUGGGGUGGCCGUGACGCGCGGCUCUUGCCGCCUCGCGGCGGCGCUUCUUGGCCUCACGCUCGCGCUGGCGCUGAUUGUCUCGCUGCGCCUUUUGCACGGCCAAGACAAAGUCGAGGAACUUACCGCAGAACUCCUGAGCCUUGACCUUGGCAGGGCUCUCGCCGUACGCUUUGGCGGUCUUGGCGUACGUCGUCUUGAUGGCGGCGAUUGAGUUGUGCAUGUCAGCCAGCGCGGCGUUGGCGCCCUCGGCAAAGACCCCCAUGACCUCGACAAAGCGGUCGGUUGGGGCUACAAGCUCCAGCUCCCGACCAAUAACUUUGAGCGCAACAGUGAGUUCGGUCACCUGAGCCUCCAGCAGCUCGAGCGAGUAGCGCGCACCUUGCUCGACGUGGCUAAGAUCCUCGACGAAGCAAAGCACGUUUGGGUGCUUAGUAGCGAGAAAAUCGACGAGAACAUGCAGCAGCGUCGUUCGGUUGUCCUGCGACUUGGUGUCGCGUAGCUUGUUAAGAAACGAGAGCCGGAAGCCAAGCGAUGGGUACCCGUUCAUAAAGUUGCCAACAGCGAGGA
Thecamonas trahens ATCC 50062 is the source of this 7001-nucleotide messenger RNA. RefSeq lists its product as uncharacterized. Lineage: Eukaryota; Apusomonadida; Apusomonadidae. The record is from RefSeq and is a predicted model, not a curated record. Bases 1 to 6363 code for a protein of 2120 amino acids. Gene Ontology annotation, biological process: cyclic nucleotide biosynthetic process; intracellular signal transduction. The transcript is spliced from 4 exons.